AUCGACCACUGUGAAGUUCGCUCAGUUUGCUUGCAAAAUGAAAACUUAAUACAACAAAAUUGUAAACAGUUUAAUUUAGUGUAAAACAAUUUUAAUAAGCAUCCAAAAUGAACGUCAUAUCGGCAAUUAAGGCCUAUAUAGUCAAAAUGACCAGCGAGAGCGAACCGGGCAUGAAAGUGCUGCUAAUGGACAAAGACACAACAAGUGUUAUCAGUAUGGUCUAUGGGCAAUCAGAAAUUCAACAAAAAGAGGUAUUUUUACUAGAGCGAAUAGACUCUCCCAGCUUCGCAAACUCGACAGGUCUUCGUUACUUGAAGUGCUUAGCCUUCCUGAGACCGACUCAACAGAAUAUCAGUGCUCUAUGUGCAGAACUUCGAAACCCUAAGUAUGGUGCUUACUAUGUCUACUUUAGUAAUAUAAUAGCUAAAGCUGAUAUCAAAAUUCUUGCCGAGCAUGACGAACACGAGGUGGUUAAAGAAGUCCAAGAGCUUUACAUGGAUUAUUUGGCUGUCAAUCCACAUCUGUUUUCACUUGGUUUAAACGCUGCUUUGACUUCACUCAGUUGGAAUCCAAGUGCUUUACAAAUAAGCGUCCAAGGCAUUAUUUCUGUAUUACUGUCUCUUAAGAAAUGUCCAGUGAUUAGGUAUCAAGCAAACUCAAAUGUUUGUAAAGAUUUGGGCUCAAGAAUAGACGAGGUUAUAAAUAAGGAAUCUUCGCUGUUUGCUUUCAACCAGAUCAAUAGCUCUUUAUUACUUAUUUUAGAUCGUAGAGAUGAUCCUAUCACACCUUUACUAAACCAGUGGACUUAUCAAGCAAUGGUGCACGAAUUAUUAACAAUAUACAACAACAGAGUUAAUUUGUCCAAUGUGCCAGGUGUUGCAAAAGAACUGUCAGAAGUGGUUUUAUCAGUUGAACAAGACACUUUUUACGCCAAAAAUGUAUUUAUGAACUAUGGUGAAAUCGGUACAAAUAUAAAACAGUUGAUGGAUCAAUUCCAGGCAAAAGCUAAAAGUCACCAGAAAAUAGAAAGUAUAGCCGACAUGAAAAACUUUGUAGAAUCAUAUCCACAGUUUAAGAAACUGUCUGGUAAUGUCACUAAACAUGUAACAGUUGUUGGAGAACUGAGCUCAAUGGUGAACAAGUAUCAUUUGUUGGAUGUUUCUGAAAUCGAACAAGAAAUAUCUUCGCAAAAUAACGAUUACUAUGCUCAUUUACAGAGUAUUAAAAAAUUAUUGACUAACGAUAAAAUUAGAAAUACUGACGCUGUCAAAUUAGUGAUGAUGUAUGCCUUAAGAUACCAAAAUCACAACAAUAAUGACAUUACAGGAUUAGUAGAUUUACUCAAAAAGAGAAAUGUGCCUGACAAGUUGCUGAGGAAUAUUGUUAAUAUUAUAGAAUAUGCAGGAUCACAUGCUAGACAAAGCGAUUUAUUCAAUGUAGAAAAUGCUGUUAAAAUCACUAAAAGGUUUAUCAAAGGCUUAAGUGGAGUGGACAACGUUUACACCCAACACAAACCACUCCUACAUGAAACAUUGGAAGAUCUAGUUAAGGGCAGGCUUAAGGAACAGUUGUAUCCUUAUCUUGGCAGUCAUGGAAGCAAUGGUAGACCACAAGACAUCAUUGUUUUUAUUGUAGGUGGUGCUACUUACGAGGAGUCAUUAACAGUGCAUUCCAUAAACAGAAACUAUCCAAAUUUUAAUGUGCUACUGGGAGGUACUACUAUCCACAACUCUACGAGCUUUUUGGAGGAAGUCGAACAAGCUACUAAAAACUGUCCUAGAAGACAUACAAGAAACAUAAGAAAUAUCCAUUUUGAAUAAAAUUUACAUUCCUUUAUAUAUAUACUAUCCAAAGAUGUGUAAUUAAAUAUUUAUUGUUAAAUUAUACUAAGUAUAUUUACUGUUAAUUUAGAAUUAAAAUCUAUUACAAGCAA
Molecule: messenger RNA, 1933 nt
Organism: Diabrotica virgifera virgifera (western corn rootworm)
Lineage: Eukaryota; Metazoa; Arthropoda; Insecta; Coleoptera; Chrysomelidae
Gene: Vps45
Product: vacuolar protein sorting-associated protein 45
Exons: 1
Coding region: 108-1820 (570 amino acids)
Biological process (GO): intracellular protein transport; vesicle-mediated transport
Cellular component (GO): Golgi membrane
Source: RefSeq, a predicted model, not a curated record